Messenger RNA from Rhipicephalus sanguineus (brown dog tick), 1023 nucleotides. RefSeq lists its product as uncharacterized. NCBI's taxonomy places the organism in Eukaryota, Metazoa, Arthropoda, Arachnida, Ixodida, Ixodidae. The coding region runs from base 1 to 783 and encodes 260 amino acids. The transcript has 2 exons. The record is from RefSeq and is a predicted model, not a curated record.
AUGAGCAACCGUUCGACCUCGACAUCGAGCACAACGAAGCAGCGAAAGAAACACACGCUGUCCGCGAGUGGUGAGGCAGCCGGUGGAGAACCGGAAGGCGAACUGAAGCCGCAAUCUCGGGAUGUGCCUCCGCAGCCCGGAAAGGACAGCACCGAAAGCAGCAGCAGCGAAAGCAGUGACAGUGGUGGGCGCGUCGUCAGCAGGAAGACCGCGCUGGGCGACCGGCAGUCGACGGCCGAAGUGGACUUCAAGAGUGAGCUCCUGGACGCCAACAUCCACGACUUCACGAGUAGCGACCAGAGCAGCAGCGCCGCCUCAAAGCGGCGCAGCAGUGGAGCACGUAAAGACAGCUGGAGGCCCGGUAGCAGUAGCCACGGUACCGAUGCAGCCGGUUCGCUGAGCGAAUAUUCCAACGACGUUGACACUUUGACCCACGCCACGACGCAGGCGUUCACAGCCGUUCCGGCGGCCUCGUCCACGGCCAUGCUCGUCGCACACGAAGAGCACGAGCCGAAGCACGAGUCUUUCCUCAAGACCAUCGCCAAGGCGUCCUUCAGCGUCUCCUCCUUUUCUUUCAACGAGCCGCUGGCUCAAGUGUCCAUCGCCUUUUUCUCAAUGUGUCUGCUCUUCGUGAUCGUCGCGUGCUCCGUGAUCGUCUACUCGUGCGGAGUGGGCGCCUGCUCGGAGGCCGGUGACCCUGCGAGCAACGGCACGCCAGAGGCGGCGGCGAGGGCGCACAGGAAAACGGACGUCUCGAAAAGCGGCCACUUGUAUAUGCCGUAGGCUAAAGCGACCGCCAUUGUGCUGUACGACGCCGCCAGCUCUCUGCCCACCGUUUGUGACGAUGACGCGCGCCCGCUGUAUGGGGGGCCCGCGUGGAAUCUGAGCGGCGCACAUGCUUCCCGACCUGCCUGCAAUAUUGAGCAGCACGGAGAACUUCGACACCACGUGACGAAAUUUAUGUCGUUCGUGUGAUAUGAAGCGCUAUUAAUAAUAAAUGAUGGAACGAAACUCUCGCUCCAU